Messenger RNA from Zasmidium cellare ATCC 36951, 528 nucleotides. RefSeq lists its product as uncharacterized. The annotation marks the transcript as partial. The record is from RefSeq and is a predicted model, not a curated record. The transcript has a single exon. NCBI's taxonomy places the organism in Eukaryota, Fungi, Ascomycota, Dothideomycetes, Mycosphaerellales, Mycosphaerellaceae. Gene Ontology annotation, molecular function: protein binding.
ACGCUCCAAGCCCUGGAACGUCUGGCUUUGGUGAAGAAAAGAAAGGGCGAUCUGGAACGAGCGGAAUCCCUGCAAAUGGAGGUGGCAGAAGGAUUUUCUCGUGCUCUCGGCGCGGAGAACCGUUACACGAUCGAAGCUGUCGAGCGCCUUGCGCAGACCUAUCGGGACCAAGGACGUUACGAAGACGCAGCCAAGACGCAGCUUAAGGCUCUGGAAUCGAGGCGGAAACAGGAAGCUCGUCACCCGAGACAGACCCUCCUGGCUAUGGUCAGACUGGCCCAAAUCUAUCGGCACCUCGAGCGUCUGGAAGAAGCUGAAAAGCUGAUGACAGACGCAUUGGGAGGACGACGGGCGCUGCUGGGAGACAAGCAUCCACAGACACUCGAUGCUGUCGGCGAGCUUGCUCUGAUCUACUGGCAUCGGAACGACGCCAAACAGGCCAAGAAGCUUAGAAAAGAAUGCAUCGAGGGUUUGGAACAGGCCCUGGGAGAGACGCAUUCUUUCACUUUGGCGGCUGCCGGUCGCCUA